CCCUCGUCUUUAAAUCUGGACAUGCAUGAGCUCUGCCUGCUUCAGGAUAUAACUAAAAGAAAAAAAAACUAUAGGAGAUCGAUAUGGAGAACUCUUAUGGGUCUUCACGAAAAGCAAAGGAGGAUGUUUCUCUCGAAGAACUUAGAGACAGGCUUGCUGAGUUCGCUGAAGUGAGAGGAUGGGAUCAACAUCACAGUCCUAGAAAUCUCCUUUUAGCACUAGUGGGAGAGGUGGGAGAGCUGUCUGAGAUAUUCCAGUGGAAGGGAGAAGUGGAAAGGGGACUACCCAACUGGAGUUCUGAUGAUAAGGAGCAUUUAGAAGAAGAGCUCUCAGACGUUCUGCUCUAUCUAGUGCGUCUUGCUGAUGUUUGUGGGCUUGAUCUUGGCCAAGCGGCCCUGACAAAAAUAGUCAAGAAUGCUCGAAAGUACCCUAUUAUUAAUCAAACAGCAACUUCCACUCUCAAAUAGCGACGACUGAUCAGGAUCGGAGCUUCCACCUCCGGCUGGCUUUUCUAUAUAUAUAUAUCGUCGAUGCUUCACUACGCUUUGCUGUGUUUUCUCUGUUUUCUAGCUUUAAUUAAGUAUUAUUAGAACAGUGUCUAAACUUCAUUUUGCUAACUGUUCUAUAUAUAUCCUUGUAUGAGAGCAUGCAUGUUAGGAUCGGAGUGAAUUUUUACAUUCCUCCUUAAUUUCCUUAUCUAAAUUAAGCUUCUUUGUAUAUAAUAA
This is a messenger RNA of Alnus glutinosa, 725 nucleotides long. RefSeq lists its product as uncharacterized. The coding region runs from base 84 to 467 and encodes 127 amino acids. Gene Ontology annotation, biological process: nucleoside triphosphate catabolic process. The record is from RefSeq and is a predicted model, not a curated record. Gene Ontology annotation, molecular function: nucleoside triphosphate diphosphatase activity. The transcript is spliced from 2 exons. Lineage: Eukaryota; Viridiplantae; Streptophyta; Magnoliopsida; Fagales; Betulaceae.